Molecule: messenger RNA, 2199 nt
Organism: Seriola aureovittata
Lineage: Eukaryota; Metazoa; Chordata; Actinopteri; Carangiformes; Carangidae
Gene: stx6
Product: syntaxin 6
Exons: 8
Coding region: 172-939 (255 amino acids)
Biological process (GO): vesicle fusion; Golgi vesicle transport; intracellular protein transport
Cellular component (GO): endomembrane system; SNARE complex; synaptic vesicle membrane
Molecular function (GO): SNARE binding; SNAP receptor activity
Source: RefSeq, a predicted model, not a curated record
AAGGGUGAUUUCCGCUGCGGAAGUCGGAGCUGCAUGUAAACAAAGCGGCGAUGAAGAUAAACUCACAUAUUAAUAAAAUAUAGGUAAAAAAAAGUAGAAUUUGUUCGAACGGACUAGGAGCCGAGGGUCUGAAUUAUGGAGCUCCGUGGGGACUGAACCAGCACCAGAAUCAUGUCCAUGGAGGAUCCGUUCUUCGUCGUCAAAGGGGAGGUACAGAAGGCAGUGAAUGCAGCACAGAGCCUCCAUCACAGAUGGAGCGAGCUGCUGCAGGAGGGUGGUGGAGCCUCCAAAGAGGAAAUGGACUGGACGACCAAUGAGCUGAGAAACAGUCUGCGGUCCAUCGAGUGGGACCUGGAGGACCUUGAUGAGACCAUCAGCAUAGUUGAAUCGAACCCGAAGAAGUUCAACCUGGACGCCGCUGAGCUGUCGAAGAGGAAAGCCUUCAUCACCAGCACCAGACAGACGGUCAAGGAAAUGAAAGAACAGAUGUCGAGUCCAGCUGCUGCCUCCAUGGACAGAAAGAACAAACAGGCUCUGCUUGGUGAACAUGGGGCUCCUGGUCCGGUCUGGCAGCCUGGUCCUGACAAAUACAGCCGCCUGGACCGCCAGCUGCAGAACGCCAACUCUCAUUUUAUAGAGGAGCAGCAGGUUCAGCAGCAGCUGAUCGCAGAGCAGCAGGACGAACAGCUGGAGCUUGUGUCAGGAACCAUCGGCGUCUUAAAGAACAUGUCGGAGAGGAUCGGCAUGGAGCUAGAUGAACAGGCUGUGAUGCUGGACGACUUCAGCCAUGAGAUGGACAGCACUCAGUCAAGACUGGACAACGUCAUGAAGAAACUGGCCAAAGUCUCCCACAUGACCAGUGAUCGUCGUCAGUGGUGUGCAAUCGGAGUGUUGCUCGCCAUCCUCUUUGUGGUCAUCCUCCUCUUCUUCGUCCUCUGAUUGAUGCCUCCUCCUGUCACCACAAAACUCAUCUUAAUCCUGUGUCUACUGGACUCUACUGGAUUCUUCCUGACUCUACUGAACUUUACUGGAGUCUUUACCCUCUGAUCUGUGAGAUCACCCUCAUGCUCCUCCAUCUUCAAGUCCAGACAUAUUGUAUUCUAGGGGUUUUACGAUUCCCUCUGUCCUUACCCCUUUGUAUCAGAUAAGGACUCUGGACUCUCCUAGACUCAACUGGACUUGUAAUCAGUAUCACCCUAAAAGUGGAUUCGAUAGGACUACUUGAUUGUCCUGGCUACUGGAUGUUCUUUUCCUGCUGAGUAGGACUGAAAAGGCGCUCUUGGUUGUUAGUUAGUCAUCGGAGAGGUCAAAGGUCAAGUUGGUGGACAGAUGUUGGUCUACUGAUGUUUGAUAUUUUAGGAAAUUGUUUCUGUUUGUUUGGAUUAACUCCAGUUCAAUACUGGUUUAACUCCAGUUUAACUUCACUUUAAAACCAGUUUAACUCCAGUUUAACUGUAUUUAAAACCAGUACAACUUUAGUUUAACUUCACUUUAAAACCAGUUCAACUCCAGUUUAACUCUACUUUUAAACCAGUACAACUCCAGUUUAACUUUACUUUAAAAUCACUUCAACAUUUAACUUCAAUACUGGUUUCAUUCCAGUUUAACUUCACUUUAAAACCAGUUUAACUUUCUCCAUUUAAACUGUGUUGAACAGCACUUUUAAGUCCACGUUAACUCCGGUUUAAGCCUGGUACAGUUCAGGUUUAACUCUUAUUUAAACUCCAGUUAAUAACACUAAAACUUUGUGUUGAUGUUUUGUUGUUUACAGUUUGUUUUUGUUUUAUUGACUGAUGCAGUGUUUGAGAUUUGAUUUAUUUUCAUUGUUUCUUGUACCGCAUCAAUCAGCAGACUGAUCAGCACUUCAUUUAUCAGUGUUACUUAUUCAAACCACACACUUCCUGCUGCUGCUUCACAACAAAAGCCUUUCUCCAGGGAAACUCUGCCGGAAGUGCAGUCCUGAAGGUUUGUGAGAGAGUGAACUGCAUGUUUGAUAUAAAUUGGCUGAAAUCGGAUGAACAGGUGAGCUGUUAGACGAAGAAGCCAAUCACAUUGUCCCACAUCAUCAGGUUUAUGGUACGCUUGGCGGGAAAAUCUCAGCUACACAAACUUGAGAUGAAAUGUAAAAAUAUUUCCUGUUUGAAUAUAAUACAACCAGAGUGUUGAGAACUGAUGAGAAUAAAACUCAUGAAAUAUUGA